Pistacia vera is the source of this 897-nucleotide messenger RNA. Its product is annotated as putative cysteine-rich receptor-like protein kinase 35. Gene Ontology annotation, molecular function: protein kinase activity; ATP binding. The transcript has 5 exons. Gene Ontology annotation, biological process: protein phosphorylation. Bases 1 to 897 code for a protein of 298 amino acids. The record is from RefSeq and is a predicted model, not a curated record. Lineage: Eukaryota; Viridiplantae; Streptophyta; Magnoliopsida; Sapindales; Anacardiaceae.
AUGACAGAGAAAUUUAGUCUGAGGCGACGAGGCGUUGUUACACCAGUCGUUGCCAAUUACUGCUAUGCAGUUUUUAAGGCGGUCACUGGGUAUACUACUGAUGGACAAGUAAUAGCAGUUGAAAAACUUUCAAAAACAUCCACACAAGGAUUUGAGGAAUUCAAGAACGAGGUUAUGCUUACAGCCAAGCUCCACAUACCCAUCAACUUUGUUUUGGAUUGGGAAAAACGUGUACAUAUCAUUGAAGGAGUUACACAAGGGCUUUUAUAUCUCCAAGAAUACUCAAGAUUGACAAUUAUUCAUCGAGAUUUAAAAGUUAGUAAUGUCUUGUUAGAUGGAGAUAUGAAGCCAAAAAUAUCAGACUUUGGCAUGGCUAGAAUAUUUACCAAAGAUAAUCUUGAGGCAAACACAAGUCGUAUUGUCGGAACAAUUGGUUAUGUUCCUCCUGAAUAUGCUAGAAGAGGCAUAUACUCUACGAAAUCCGAUGUUUAUAGCUUUGGGGUUCUACUUCUACAAAUAAUAAGUGGCAAAAGGAUUUCCCUUUUAUAUGGUCCGAAUGAAAGUUUGAGCCUUCUAGACUAUGCGUAUAAGCUGUGGAAUGAUAGUAAAGGCAUGGAGUUUAUGGAUGAAUCACUAGACGAUACAUAUUCAUCCUGUAAAUUAAGGAGAUGCUUGCAAAUGGCUCUACUAUGUGUUCAAGAAAAUCCAAUUGAUCGACCAUCCAUGUUGGAAGUUUUCACGAUUCUCAAAAAUGUGAACACUAAUAUGAUGAUUUCAAAGAAGCCCGCUUUCUCAGAACAAAAUGAACAGAAUAAUCAUACAAGACAGUUGGAAGGUUAUUCGGGGAGCACCUCAUCAAUUAAUGAUGUAACAAUUUCAAAUCUUGUAGCCAGAUGA